AAGAACCUGUUUCACUUUUGUUUAGUUCCUGCGUUUCCAUGAUUUCUUAUGCUGAACAAUAGUUUAUUAAAAAAUAACCUAACAUAAUAAAAAUUAUUAUUUAUUAUUUAUAACUAUAUUUUAGAAUGGCUGAUAAAUAUUUGAGAAAUUUAUCAUCUGGUUCUGGUUCACCAAACUGUGAGAAGACCAUAUUGUUGGCCCACCCAUCCAUGUUCCAACUUGCCAGGAAGGUUAUUGAUGCUGCUAAAAGACAUCAGUGUAAUGAAGUGUUUGAGUUCAUUGAGGAUGGUGUCAAGUGGCGCUCAUUUAAAGACGGAUUCCCAGAUUUGUUCAUUGAAAAUGUUAAGAAUAUCAUGAAUAAAAAAGUGUUUAUCUUAGCAAGUUUCCAUAAUCCAGCUGUUAUAUUUGAACAACUAUCGCUAAUGUAUGCCAUUCCAAGAUACCUGGCAAAAUCGGUGACCAUCAUACUACCAUACUUUCCAACUGGAACCAUGGAAAGAGUAGAUCACGAGGGUCAGAUUGCUACGGCAAAGACAUUAGCAUCCUUGCUGUCAGCAAUCCCAUUGACUUCAUGUGGUCCGGCUCAAAUACUUCUCUUCGAUAUACACGCCCUACAAGAGAGGUUCUACUUCUCGGAGCAAGUCAUACCCAGGUUGGAAACAGCCGUGCCGCUCUUAACGAAGGAAAUCAUCCAACUACAAAAACUCGAACCUGUCGCCAUCGCCUUUCCAGACGAGGGAGCCGACAAGAGGUUCAGACCGUGGGUGGAGAGUCUCAGUUCUGUGUCCGUCGUCAUCUGCACCAAAGUUAGGCAGGGCGCUCAGAGGGUCGUCAAGAUUAAGGAAGGUGAGCCAGGACAGAAGCACGUUAUCAUUGUCGAUGAUCUCGUUCAAAGUGGAGGCACCAUCAUCGAAUGUACCAAGGUAUUGUUGGCGGAGGGAGCGCUGAAAGUCAGUGCAUUCGUAACCCACGCAGUUUUCCCUGGAGGAUCUUGGAAGCAAUUCAUAACAGCAGACGAGCCGGCUGUGAAGAUUGAAAAUUUCUGGAUCACCGACUCCAUUCCACACGCUAAUGAAAUAUCGAACAGUCCGCCAUUUAAAAUACUUUCCAUAAAUGACCUCAUCGUCGACAACUGUUUGCGAUGAUAUGGCGCUCACUUUUUUCUCAAUUUUUUAUUCAUAUUUUAUUUUGUUAAAAAUGUUUUUCUUUUUGCGUUUUCUUGCCUUAUUCUUUUCACUCUGUUGUAUUUUUAUUUAGUUUUGUUGUUGCAUCAUUAUUUUCUAUUUUUCAAUAAAUUACAUACUAGUAGUAGUAAUGCUAUUCUGGAAGUUAUCCAGAGAGCAUGCUGUCGGGCAUGCUGGCACAGCUGAUUCGUUGUUGUUCAUUUAACAAUCAAUGCCUGCUUAAAAUUUGUUCAUUGAUUGUGCCUCAACAAGUUCAUCUGGUAAUGAGUUCCAAGUAUUUGCGACUCUAUUGAAUAAGUAAUUCUCUCUGCCUCUAUGUCUUGUUAAUUCAUUGAAAUAUUUCAAACUGUGACCCUGUGUUUUGGUUUUGUUUUGACUAUGCUAAAACGAUUAUUUAAAUC
Molecule: messenger RNA, 1585 nt
Organism: Helobdella robusta
Lineage: Eukaryota; Metazoa; Annelida; Clitellata; Rhynchobdellida; Glossiphoniidae
Exons: 8
Coding region: 126-1145 (339 amino acids)
Biological process (GO): 5-phosphoribose 1-diphosphate biosynthetic process; purine nucleotide biosynthetic process
Cellular component (GO): ribose phosphate diphosphokinase complex; cytoplasm
Molecular function (GO): ribose phosphate diphosphokinase activity; magnesium ion binding
Source: RefSeq, a predicted model, not a curated record